AAACUUUUUUUGAAUCCUGUUUGAUUAUAUUGUAGAAUGCUAGUACUAAGGUACAUUUUAAAGCGCGAGAUCGUUCUUCAUAUAAAAUGCAAAAAUGCGUAAACAUUGCUGCAAAAUGCGCAACAAACUUAGAAAAAGUUCUUUUUACUUGGUGUCUUUGAAAAAGCAGCGCUUUAUUUUAGAAAACUAUUAAAUAAAUAUUUAACAGUUAAGCUAAAUAUUCAACACAGGUUCUGGCGUCAAAAGUAGGUUCUAAAAAGCAAAGACUCAAUUCUAUAGAACUUAAAUUUGAAAGUUAAUGUCCGUAACUUUAUGCACACCUCUACUGUACUGCGCUGCAAUGUGUUUUGCGCGAAAGAAGAAUCCCGGACGUUGAGUUUGUGUAUUUGCGCAAAGUUAGUACAAUCCAAAUUCGAGAGCUGUACCAUUCUCAAACCCCAGAACCCUCUGAGAUAAACCUCGAAAGGGCUUUAAUCUCAAAGAGCUCUAGCGACGAGAAUAAAGCAAUACUUCUUCAUCUAUUCAUUUACAUAGCAAAACCUAAACUAUUUUUAUAACGCAAAACUUACCAACCUCGUCCCAGGACUCCUUUUUCCUUUUUUGAUAUUAGGGACGGCGCGAUUUGUGAUCCGGUUGGGAAAGUGGUAGUCAUACUCAAAAUUUCAGUCUAGUGUUAUUUUGUAACCUAUUCUGGGUAAACAGGUUUGUCUAAGCUUGGUUGUUAUAUUUAAUGCCGGUUGUGUCAAGGUAUCCGAGGUUUAACGCUAGGUCUUUUAUUUCAUAUUUUUUAUCGGCACGGCUCAACAAAUUCUUUUGGGAAGAAAGAUAAAAAGCACUCUAAAAUUAUUAGCCAUUAGAGGAAAGCUGUGGGACAUUGAGCCCUAUUUGGACUAGACAUAAGUCACCCAGAAAAUAUUUUGUAACUUUGUCCAAGACUAUUUUAUCUGAGAAGGUAAAACAAUGAAUUUUUUUAGUAAACGGGAAGUCUGAACAUUAUAUUUCAUUUUAGUAUUUUUUUACGCAUAGAGAAGUUUAUUCUAAAAAGUGAUCUAAUUUGUGUUCUUACCACACGCGCCUUUAUUUCAUCCUUCUUCUAUAUAGAGGAAACACUAGGGCGCGGCAGGCUCCAAAAGAGGAAGGCAGAUAAAAAUUUGGACUGACAAAAAAACUCUACGUCAAUGAUGUCGAAGUAGCCGCAAAAUGAGGUAGGCUUCUACCACACAACCUGCUGGUGCGCCAGUACACUUGUGGUGGCAAGAUUGGAUUGAGUCCAAAUUUUUUGCACCAUUUUGGCGUUGCAGCAUGUGAUAAGAGCGUUAAAUCAUGUGUUAUUUUUUUUCAAAAAUAAAACAUAGUUUCAACAAAGAUUGCAAACUUCUGACGGCGGCGAUGUGCGUUUUUACGAGUGUUUAGUUUAAUACCAUAUCUUCUUUGCCCUUCAAUUAUCGAUUAAGGACUAAUUGUCAUUACCUUAAAUCAAGAUUGUUAUUGUUGCCGUUUAUUUUUUGCAGGCUUUGCAGUAAAUAGCUCAGUCAGUGGCAGCAUAGUAGUUUUUUGUGCUUGAGAUUGAAUCAUAAAGAUCUUUCAAACAAAGAUGAAACGUGCAAUUCAAAACGUAAAGAAUCUAAAUUCUUUUGCUCUUUUGAAACGAGGAGUAGUAACACAGAAUGUCUACACUGGAUUUAAAGGGUCUGUUGGAAACACUCCUCUGAUCAAAUUAGAAAAAGCAAGUGAGUUAACUGGAUGUAACAUCAUGGUGAAGGCCGAAAUGAUGAAUCCUGGUGGUUCAGUUAAAGAUCGUGCUGCACUCUAUCUUAUUAAAGAUGCUGAAGAAAAAGGCUUAAUACAACCAGGUGGAACUAUUGUGGAAGGUACUGCUGGAAAUACAGGCAUUGGGCUUGCGCACAUGUGUUUGACGCUUGGUUAUAAAUGUGUCAUCUUUAUUCCAGAUGAUCAAACACAAGAAAAAAUAGACAUGUUAAAAGCCUUGGGAGCAGAUGUUAGAGCUGUCCCUCGCGCGCCAUUUUCUAGUCCUCUAAACUUCAAUAAGCUGGCUAUGGCUUAUGCUCAAGAAACCGAGAAUUCAGUUUGGACAGACCAAUUUGACAAUCUAGCCAAUAGGAGAGCUCAUUACGAAACUACAGGUCCGGAGAUUUGGGAACAAACCAAUGGCAAGGUGGACUGUGUUAUUUUUGGUACAGGGACAGGUGGAACAUUAAGCGGAUCGGGAAUGUUUUUAAAAGAACAAAAUCCCUCCAUUAAAGCAUUUUUAGCCGAUCCGGAAGGUAGCGUUCUUUACAAAUAUUUCACGACCGGUGAGCUCGAACGAACCGGAGACGGAUCAAUCACGCAGGGCAUCGGACAAGGUCGUGUUACUAACAACGUGAACGGAAGUCCUGUGGAUCAAGCGUUUCAUAUCACCGAUAAAAUGGCAGUGGAAUGGACUUUUAGAUUGCUUCACGAAGAGGGUUUUUUUGUUGGUUCUUCAUCGGGUUUAAACGUAGCUGCAGCUGUGGAAGCAGCCAAACAACUAGGUCCGGGACACACUAUUGUCACCUGCUUAUGCGACAGCGGACAAAGAUACUUUGCAGAUUUGUUUAGUAGGAAGUGGCUGGAAGAGAAAGACUUGUUAGAAUCGGUACCGGAAGAUUAUCGCUUUUCUCUAUUUAAAUAACAAAGUUGCUGGAAAGACCAGAUUUGUAGCAGAUCACGUUAUUUUGAAAACUUGUGUAGUCUUUUAUGAAGUUUUCAAUGUUUUUAUUCCGUACUAUUUAUUGAUGAAUUUAUUGUUACAGUUGAAUUAAAAAUAGCUAGUAAUUUAUAAAAUUAGAUCAAAUAAGAUAUCUUAUCUACUUUGGAACUUUCAAAACAAAUUAAAUGCUUAAUUAGCGAUGAGCCAGUUAAUGCUUCCUGUUUUCAUUUUAACUUUUACGUUUUUACCUUGUCUGUCUGUUUUGAACAAAUCGCGUCCCGCUACUGUUCUACUUAUUCUGAAGUAUAAAUGACCGUGUGAUUUUUUUUUUAAUUUUUUAAAAAGUUAUAUUUGUGUUGUGUUGCUCUUAGAAUGAAUUUCCUUCUUUCUUAUAACUUUUCAUUCUCGACUUUCCUAAACAAGGUGGCUUCUUAUAACUUCUGGAAAACAAUUUCCUCCUCAAUAUAUUUUUAAAAAUACCUUUUUUCUUUAAUUUUAUAAAACCAAACUAUUAUUUCUCAUGAUCACAUCGAAUUUCAAUUUUGGUGGCUACCUUAAACUACACAAUUUUAAAUUUUUAUAAAAUAAUUUCACGAGAAAUUUCAUACUUUGACAUUUUUAACGUGUUUUUUUUAAUAAUGUCAGAAAUUUUCGCGAGCAGAAAUUUUCGCGAAUCGCGUUAUUCAUAAAAUGAGGGCCACCACGCUUCCUCGAUUCUCAUCAAUCCUCCUCAAUUUUGAAAAGUCUUCUUAAGUCUCCUUCAAAAGUAGAUUUUGCAACUUUCUACUCCAAUCUCCUCAAUACCUUUUAUAAAAACCUAUACGGUUUUUUAAAGAAGUACUACAUUGUUACCGAAAUAAUUUCUUCUUUACUUGUGUCGUAGGAAAAUUUCCUCAAUUUUUAUUAAAGUACCGUCAUCUUCUCAAAAAAGCUUAUAAUCCUCAUUAAAGGACUCAAAUUUGACUCGAUAAAAAGAGUGGCAACCAUGAAGAAAUUUUUAUAGAAUACACGAGACUGUGUGGAUUAAUCGCAUCUGGAUAUUAAGAUAGACAUCUAUAUCUUGGAAUUAUUAAAUGCCUCAUAUUUACUUUCAUGUAGGUUUUUUGGAAGCUCAAUUUUGCGAUUCAGUCAAAAAGGAAAUUCGCGAGAUUUUUUUUUUUUUUUUUGCGAAACAAGCAAAAAAUUUCUAAGCGUACCCUGUUUAACAUUUUUCAUCCUAAUUUCGCAAAACUUCUUGCCCUCGAAAUUGACUAACAUCAAGAUAUAUAUACCGCGUCUUUUCGCUGAACCACCGCGGUUUUUUUUUUCAUUUAUUAUAAAACUUUCUAAUCCAGCACUUAUUACUUGCAACUGAUAUACUUGAUUAUUUGGGUGUGGUACCCCUAACUGCAAUAAAAUAUUCCUUUCUCAAGCAAACAAACUUCCCCUUUUGUUUAAAGAAAUCAAUUGUAUAAAAUGUAUGUCUGUUCUUAAUUACAUAUACUGCAUAUAAAUUUAAAACAUUUAACUUUAGGCGCUUUAUUUAUGAAUACUUUUGUAUACUCAUAUCUUGUAUUAGUAGCUUUUGGCUGAAUAAAUGGUUUGCUUACA
Molecule: messenger RNA, 4282 nt
Organism: Hydractinia symbiolongicarpus
Lineage: Eukaryota; Metazoa; Cnidaria; Hydrozoa; Anthoathecata; Hydractiniidae
Exons: 4
Coding region: 1595-2674 (359 amino acids)
Biological process (GO): G protein-coupled receptor signaling pathway
Cellular component (GO): membrane; cytoplasm
Molecular function (GO): cysteine synthase activity; G protein-coupled receptor activity
Source: RefSeq, a predicted model, not a curated record